Ambispora gerdemannii is the source of this 824-nucleotide messenger RNA. NCBI's taxonomy places the organism in Eukaryota, Fungi, Glomeromycota, Glomeromycetes, Archaeosporales, Ambisporaceae. The record is from the annotation of a GenBank genome assembly.
AGCUAGACCCAUGCUUGUUAUGCAACCAAGAACUUUUUUUGUAUGAAAUAAAAAACCCGAUUACCAUCCUCGUCUGUGGACACAUAUAUCAUCGCGAUUGCAUCGAAAAGUCCAUCAAAACACGUUCAAUAUGUCCAAGACCUGAUUGCAAGAAAGAGGUAGAGGCAAAGCCUCGAGACUAUGUCUCAUCUACGGUUGAUGGUACGCCUGGGAGUCAGAAUACCAGCGAUUUGAUGGAUGUAUCUCUGACAUUAUUUAGCGACUCCUUAUUAUUUCCAAGUCCGUCUAAAAAACGUGUUGGUGAACCCACCGGUAAACUAUACAGUAAGAAAUUGAAGAAGCCAGUUUCAAAGGAAAAUUCAUCCACGUUGCAAAGACUAAUCAAAGAAUUGGGAAUUAACGUUCCAGUGAAAAUUUUACCGACUAAACCAACAUCUAAAUCGAAUGAGAACCCAAUCGAUUUUCUAGCUUUGUACCAAAAUAUAAUCAAUAUCGAAGAAAUUAGUAAACAAACGAUACAAGAAGUCAUUCUUCACUAUUUCUAUUUUGGGAAAGCACUCGAGGAACGAUCCAAUCACUACAAAAAAAACAAUCCUAAACGUACGGCUCAAGGGUUAGUUAAUAAUGAGGUUAGAAUUCAACUUCCAUCAGUUAGCCCGAGCUUGCUUCGAAAAAUGAAAGAGCGGGCCCAAAAGAUUUAUGAUUUAUUUAAUGAAAUUGGAGUCGAUAAGAUCAAGCGGAUUCAGAGCUUUACAGCAGUAACCUUAUCAAGUAUUUCCCAGAAUGAUAUAGAUUAUGUUUUAGUCCAACUUUCACUUUCGUAA